Molecule: messenger RNA, 4517 nt
Organism: Verruconis gallopava
Lineage: Eukaryota; Fungi; Ascomycota; Dothideomycetes; Venturiales; Sympoventuriaceae
Exons: 3
Coding region: 2632-4023 (463 amino acids)
Biological process (GO): poly(A)+ mRNA export from nucleus
Cellular component (GO): cytoplasmic stress granule; nucleus
Molecular function (GO): ATP binding; RNA binding; RNA helicase activity
Source: RefSeq, a predicted model, not a curated record
AGCCUUUGCUCGCGAACGACGAAAGUGUUGACAUCUCCAGCGCCAUAUUGACUGUCGUAGGAUCCGAGAAAAACCCUAAUUCCUUUCCUCAACUGUCGCUACCAUCGUUGCCGUCAUCCUUGUCCAGCCGUCCGUAUCUAAGUACACGUUGCGCAAUAUACUUGCUCCGGCUACCGCAGCUAGUCCUGAAGAACGAAUAUGCUAGCCAGUCCGUUCCUCCGCUCUAACCUUCUUUUCUUUCAUUUCCUGUCCCUCGCGCUUCUCUUGGGGCAUACCUUCUCGAGCGCUUGUUUUUGGCGCAGCUCCAUAUGAGCCACAUCAUCAUAGCCGACGAACCAUCUCGAGUGUGCAGCCGUCGCCCGUAUGCUGGAAUUAGCGCUGAACAACUUUCUCUUCAUCCAAUGGUCACGUUCUAAUCGAUGUUGGCGCUUUGCAACGCGUCCGCAGUAGUAUCGCAUCACACUUCGAGGACCCUGAUUUCUGGUACUCUACAACGCUCGUACAUGGACGUGGAUCCUAAAGCAACUCGCAAUAGCAGAGCAGCACUGCUUUUCGCUACGUAUGAUCCAUACUGAGCCUUAGCAGAUUUAUCAUCAAAGGCGUGAUUUGCAGGCCCAUGCUUGUUCUGCCGACGGGUCCAGCUCUUGGGAACGCCAUCCACCUCGGUGAAACGCCUUACACCAGGAGACCUCCCAGCCCACGCGCAGCUUCAGUAUCGAAUUCUGGCCUGCGAUCUUCAGAAGCUGCGCCAAGCGACAACGUCGUAGGACGCAGUUUAUGAUGACACAUGAAAACAAUCAGGUGAGCCGAGUGCUUGGGUUUUGACGUUUUCCGCAAUGUAGCUCAGCUCAUCUUCUGCGCGAAGCCGAAAUAGCUCAAGCCUCACACCCUGUUCAGUAAGCGCUCAUCUACCCUGGUGAUUUUGGAGAGAACGGGCGCCAAAGUUCUUUGGUAACCAAUGUACUUCGAAUUCGCGUAGAAGAAAGAGUAGCCUUUCCGAGCAAUACAUUUCUGGAGUGUCCAGCCGCGUUUGAAUUAUUCGGACUGUCUAAUGAUUGCUUUGAGAUCUACCACUGGCACCUCCUCACCUGCGGCAUCCUCUACAUCAAGAAAUACACAUAGUAGCGUCCAGCAUCGCAGCACCGGGCAAACAAGGAAUUUAUAGCCUCGGGAAGUUCACCUGUAUCGCCAGUCUUAUUGAUGCAGCAAGUGUCCGACCACGUCCACUCAAAACAAUUGUCGAGAGCCUGUGCACCAAAAUCACAUAUCAUUAGAUAGCCAGGUCGGUGCUGUGUGACGACCAUCCAACAACUGCUGCAGAUUCACUUCACGAUACCGCAAUCUAUGGCUGAAGAUGGCAUAUUUUGGACUUUUUGCGUCAUUGAGGAACUCUUCCAGCGCAAGGCUCCGCGUGUUGACAAUUCAUGAUGGAUGGUAACGCUUAUGAGAUGGACGGAAGAUAGGGCCAACAAUCAUCAUUAUCUUCGUUCUAGGGGAUAUAUGAACAGGGAAUAAGAGACUGUGUCUUUCGUAAUACGGAUUAUGUAGGCAUGAUGGAGACCCGAGUAUGCCUUUUCGUCAUGGUUGUCCAAAGUUGGCUGUGCAUAUCGAAUGUCGUGAGAGCAUGCUCCGUCCUGUGAGCCUUGCCGUGCCUCAUUACGCUCAAGCGCGGCGCUGCUGCAGUUGGUUUCGCGCCUCUGGGUCAAAUAUCACGUUACAGUGGUAAAAAGCAGCUAAGGACUACGAUUGCCGAUGCGUAUUGGAUCACGCGAAUCUUUGAGAAUUCGUUCUCUGCCACCCAUUCACAAUGGGCAGCACAGUUGAAGAACUAGCUUUGAGAGGCGCGUGUGAUCAAUAUAAACAUGCUAUAAUAUACCAACAAGCAUACGAUUCAGGUUCGAGCGGCGAAAAUUAGGGCAUCCGAGACGUGCACAAGUAGGGAAUUUCCCGCAAUAGACUCGCAGACCAUGCAGAUACCGAACGAUGACCAGAGUUACAUUCGCCGCAGUCUUCCAUUGCCGCGUCUGACUGACUACAAGCGCAUGUUACAUUUCUCGUUGUAUUCGCAAGAAGCGGAGGAUGCCCAGUCGUCGAGAUGAGUGUUCUGAGGGCGGCGUCAUGUCUGUGGCAGUGGAUCUGUCAUCAGCAUUGAGAUCUUCACGAGUCGACGGAAGUGUGUGGAAUUUGAUGAGCUGGCUACAACAGGCAUUCAACUCUCUCUUCGAUAUUUGAGCGGAGACGAUCGAACCAGAGGAUGACAAUGACGCGGAGUGGGAUUGAAAGUGGAAAGUGGGCGCGCAGGAAAGCGGAAGUAGACGAGGGGUCUUGGCCCAAGCUCAGACGCCAAAAUAUCGAAGCACGGCGGAACCACUCACAGUCUCUUCGCCUGUCACCAACACGCACGUUCAAAACCCGCAUUCACUUCUACGAUAUCAUUUGCCUCAAGUGUCGCCGAAGGCUUGGAGUCGCACGUCUGUUGCCGCUUCACCUCCUUUGGUCAGGCUGCCGCCAGUGAAUCGCAGCCUACCGGAGCCUGAGCUCCUUUGUCUCCGUUAAAAAAAGGCUUCGCGCUCCGUGUCGAAGCACCAUCUCUUUUCAAGUCGCUCCAUACACAGAAUAUCACCCCCCAGAAUGGCCUCAGAGACUUCCGCCGCUCCUAUUCCGCAGACAGAUGGGGCCAGCGAAGCCAAGAACGGGUCAACCCUUCAAGAGCCGGAGUGGGAUGUGGAAGUGAAGCUCGCAGAUCUGCAGGCGGACCCGAAUAACCCGUUAUAUUCUGCUAAGAGUUUCGAGGAGCUAGGAUUGCCCCCAGAUGCUCUAAAGGGCCUGUACUCCAUGAACUUUCGAAAGCCUUCCAAGAUCCAGGAGCGUGCUCUGCCUCUUCUCCUUGCCGACCCGCCAACGAAUUUGAUCGGACAAUCGCAGUCGGGUACAGGUAAAACUGCCGCCUUCGUGCUCAACCUUCUCAAGCGCGUUGACUUGACCAAAAACUCCCCGCAAGGUCUCGUGCUCGCACCCUCCCGCGAGCUAGCACGCCAAAUUGUGGGCGUCAUAGAGACUAUGGGUGCAUUUAUGUCCAACCUGAAGGUCGACGUUGCCGUACCCGACCCUACACGCAAAGCUCCUCUCACAGGACACAUUGUUGUAGGCACGCCUGGCACAGUCAUGGAUCUGGUUCGCAAGCGCAUGCUCAACCCGUCAACAGUGAAGGUCCUUGUGCUCGACGAGGCGGACAACAUGCUUGACCAACAAGGACUGGGCGAUCAGUGCAAGCGCGUACGUGCACUGAUGCCAAAAAAUAUCCAGGUCACCCUUUUCUCUGCCACUUUCCCCGAUCAGGUGCUCGCCUUUGCCCAGACCUUCGCGCCAAACGCCAACCAGCUCACGCUCAAGCAUGAAGAACUCACAGUGGAGGGCAUCAAGCAAUUCUUCUUUGACUGCGACUCCGAAGAAACAAAAUACAACACGCUCGUCCAAUUCUACGGCCUUCUCACCAUUUCAUCGUCCAUCAUUUUUUGCAAGCGCCGAGAUACUGCCCAAGAAAUUGAGCGCCGAAUGAUCGCUGACGGCCACCAAGUGGCUCACCUUUCUGGUGCCCUCGAGGGGGCCGAUCGUGACAACACGAUCGAUCGCUUCCGUUCUGGCGCAGCGAAAGUACUCAUAACCACAAACGUCCUAGCCCGUGGUAUCGAUGUAUCCUCGGUCACCAUGGUUGUCAACUACGACAUUCCCGAGGGUCGAAACGGACAGGCUGAUCCAGAGACUUACUUGCACCGCAUUGGCCGUACUGGACGCUUCGGCAAGGUCGGCGUUGCGGUCAGCUUUAUUAGUGAUAGACGUGGGUGGGAGCAGCUAAACGAGAUCUCAUCACAUUUCAAGUGUGCAAUUGAGCCUCUUCCAACCGACGACUGGGACAAGGUCGAGGAGAUCGUUAAGAAGGUCAUUAAAAGUAAUAGGGCAGGAAAGACGACAAAGGAAAUGCAAAGCGAGGGCGAUGCAAUGAUUGAUGGUGCCGCAGCAUAGGACGUCCUUUUGGGUCUUGAAGGAAAGAGCCUGGAAUUUGGACACGAUGAGAUUGAUGACGGUUCUAAGCACCACGAACCUUAGAGUCAUUGUGAGGAAUCAGGUAUUCGAACUGAAGGAACGACGGAACGUGUUUGUAUGUGCAAACGAGGGCUCGGAACUCUUCUCCAUUUCAUGGACGUGCUGUGCAUGCAUAUCUUGAUGGAUUUCAGCAGCGAGUUCUUGUCACGCAUUUAGCCGCGGGGACGGGCGCAUCACAAAAACGAAGCUUUAGAUAUCCCCUGACUCAGUCGAAUUCAAGAAAUAAUCUCAUCCAGAACCUGUCUAUCACCAUAUGUUGGAUUUGGCGCAGAGGUUCACUCGUCAAGCGUUGCGCUUAGAACAUCCAGCUGGCAAGCGAAGGCAAUUGCUCAGGAGUCGAUUGCCUGUACGUCUGAUACAUCUGCACGUGAAAUGUGCGCCGACUCAACUAAUACUUGAACACCAGACAGUAA